Caenorhabditis briggsae is the source of this 771-nucleotide messenger RNA. RefSeq names its product Protein CBR-RSP-2 (gene Cbr-rsp-2). The transcript is spliced from 5 exons. The coding region runs from base 1 to 771 and encodes 256 amino acids. Gene Ontology annotation, cellular component: ribonucleoprotein complex; cytoplasm; nucleus. The record is from RefSeq and is a predicted model, not a curated record. Gene Ontology annotation, molecular function: mRNA binding. NCBI's taxonomy places the organism in Eukaryota, Metazoa, Nematoda, Chromadorea, Rhabditida, Rhabditidae.
AUGGUCCGCGUCUACAUCGGACGUCUGCCGAAUCGGGCCACAGAUCGGGACGUUGAACAUUUUUUCCGUGGAUAUGGAAAGUUGUCCGACGUCAUCAUGAAGAACGGCUUUGGAUUUGUGCGCGUCAUUUUAGAAUUCCCCCGUCGUAAAGUUGGUUACAACGAAGAACGUAGUGGAGGUGGAUUCCGGGGACGGGAACCGACUUUCAGAAGAGGUGGAGAGCGCCAAUUCUCCAACCGCUACAGCCGCCCAUGCUCCACAAGAUUCCGUCUUGUCAUUGACAACUUGUCGACUCGCUACAGCUGGCAGGACAUCAAAGACCACAUCCGCAAGCUGGGAAUCGAGCCGACCUACUCCGAAGCACACAAGAGAAAUGUCAAUCAAGCACUUGUAUGCUUCAGCACACACGACGAUUUGCGGGAUGCAAUGAACAAGCUUCAAGGAGAAGAGUUGAAUGGGCGCAAGCUCAAAUGUACCGAUGAAACUCGUGACCGUAGUCGUUCAAGAAGCCCUCGCCGUCGUUCUCGUUCUAGAAGCGGAUCGAGAAGUCGCUCUCCACCACCACGCCGUCGUAGCCCGAGCUCUGGCAGAUCGAAGAGCCGUAGUGCGUCGCCAAAGAAACGCUCGGAGAAGCGUGCACGCAGCGAGAGUCGCAGCCGUUCUCGUUCUGGAGGAAGACGCUCUCGAACCAAUUCGCCACCAAAUCGUUCUCCAUCUCCAAAGAAAAGACGCGACCGUUCUUCUCCCCGCUCCGGAUCUGCUUCUCCAUAA